This is a messenger RNA of Coniophora puteana RWD-64-598 SS2, 782 nucleotides long. RefSeq lists its product as uncharacterized. The transcript has 4 exons. The coding region runs from base 276 to 542 and encodes 88 amino acids. The record is from RefSeq and is a predicted model, not a curated record. NCBI's taxonomy places the organism in Eukaryota, Fungi, Basidiomycota, Agaricomycetes, Boletales, Coniophoraceae.
CCUUUUCCAGCCACAAAGCAAGUCCCCUGAGUUUCAGCUGCGACGGGGCCUCCUCAGGAGCCCGACCAGGCAGGUCUGCCAGUUGUCCUACUCAGCUUGAAGAGAACCAAGCUGCGUUGACGGGGGUCGAACGAGCAGCCACUUUAGCCAGAGUUUGACAGCGACAGCCGUGACUGGAAUUGGUUGCAUUCCAAUUUUACAGCUUUCCCCAACCCGUCUCGGAGAGGACUUGAGACGCCGCUUUGUUUCAUUGCCCCAAGUGUCCAAAUUUGUCUAUGGAACGACAAUGGGAACGCGCGAAACACGCAUGGAAGUCGACAGCUGGUUUCCCUUUCUUCUUCACUGACGAAUGGUGGAGAGAACGUGAACGACGCAUGCAGAGAAUAGAGAAGCGCCGCAAGCUGAGGAAAAGAUCCUGUGUCCGUGGUGCGAACUUGAAGAGAGAGGAGACGUAUGCCAGCGAUAUGGAACCUAAGUACCAUUGGAGGGACGACAGUGGGACCCUUGUCGACGAGGAAGAGAUGAAGGAGAAGAAUGAAUGAACUUGGAGGGAUGGUAUUGAUGGCGAAUUGAUUGUAUAUGGCUAGAGAGUUGGACUGGAGGAUCAGGUAAAGUCUCUGAUAGAUGACCAUGAUGGACUAUUUGCGACCGUGAACCUGCAGAACGUUCCAUUACUAGUGUGCGGGCUGUUUGACUGUAACAUAGAACAGAAGUGCUGUAGCAUAGCCACAAGGUACAAGGCAAGCAUGUAUAACCGUAUCAAGCUCGGCGACAUUAACACC